AUGAGAUCUCGAGACUCUCUUCUCUUUGGAUUCUUCGGUGCGCCUAGUUUCCGUAGUGUAUUAGAGCAGGGGGGAAUAGAUAGCCGCUGUACCUCCGCAGUCGGCAGCUACAGGGCUGGCUGCAGUUGUGCCGACUUUCCGUGGGGUGAGCGGUCGCUGGCGUGGGAUAUACGUAGUAGUAAUAACUAUUACGCAGAAUCCCGUCGUCCAAGAGGCAAUAACAAUAUUCGAUGGGGGGAAUCGAUCGCUUCGUGGUCGUGGGUCGCUCUAGACGUACCACCGUGCCAUCAGAUGAAAUCAGAGCCGCAGCCAGUUGCGUACCUGCCGGCCGUUGCCAUCACCUCUCGUGGGGAUGUCUUGCAGAGGACGUCCUGUUCUGGGUCACCUGACUCGACUACCGACACGAAAAAACAAGAUCGCUCUCGAAACGCUUCCCUCUCUGAUUCUUCGAUGCGCGACUACGAACCCGAUCCUGAAGCUGAAUCUGAAGCUGAACCUGAACCUCAUCCACAUUUUGUGCUUCGGGCCUCGGGCUUCGUUACCCUGACUCUCCAGACCAAUGCGAGGGCUCAACUCUCUGCACUCUUACCAUGGGCAACCGCGCUCACACUCGAAGGAAGAUGGAAAAAUGCCCUUUCGCACCAAACCACCCCCCCCCCCCCCCCCCAAAAAGCUGGAGGAGCAGGCCGUCUUUUUUCGGCGCGCAUGCCUCCUCAGCAGGAUCAGGACCAGACAGCACAGGACAGGAUGCGAUGCGUUGCGGUGCCCGUUGCCGAUAUAUACCGCCCGUUCUUCCAACUCGUUGCUUGGCCUCACCCCCACGCCUACCUAGCUUGUUCCAUGGUGGUUUUCCAUACAGUAGAUGCUUUCGAGUGGCUCGUCGGCUUGUCUCCCGCCAGUGCCACGCAGCCAGGUAAACGCAAGAAUACCGAUUUGGGAAAUCUGGGGCAAGGGCAGUAUGCGCUCUACAUGACUCGCAAAAGUCUACAACAGCGCUCGGGUCCGACGUUGCCAUGUGUCGCAGUAGGUGUCACUCUGGAUGAUCAUCGUUAUGAUGAUGAUGAUGAUGAUGAUGAUGAUGAUGAUGAUGAUUUAUGCGGCCUGGCACCUCAACGGGCCAGCAGGGACCCCGUCGUCACCUUUGACUUUGAAGCAUUUGGCGUGUUCCCCUCACCGCCACGAGGCUCGCUGCUUCAUACUUUGCGCCCGGUCCGACAAUGUUCAGAGCAAGAAGACCAUCGCAAGUCCCUAUAUUCUGAAUCCGUCCAUGAUGGUGUGCAGAGACCACCUUGCGAUCUGACUUCAGUCAGUCCCUUCUUCUUGACGAGUCAAGCCUUCUUCCAAAGCAGACAGAGGCUGCAGGACCAAUUGAGAAAUGCUAUCGGGGGUUUCCCAGCCGCAACGGCUUCCUCCUCGAUACGAGACGACACACCCACCCGCUGUCACCUGUUACUUCGAGAAGUACGCCGUCCUACUAUCUUCCUCGGCUCUGCUUCUUUUGCUGUUAUGAUGUCAGCGAAGGAAGACUACAGGACAGACAGUACCACUGUUAUUCGCUGCUCUGCUCCAGGGUACCCCCACCCUCAUACUCGGGAUGCCGUGCGGCGUGAGCGUGGACGUGGGCAUAGGCAAGGGCGUGGGCAAGGGCGUGGGCAAGGGCGUGGGCAAGGGCGAGGGCGUGGGCGUGCCAGGACUUCCCGCCUCGCCAUGUGUGGAUGGCAGGAUGAGACGGCAUCCGAUCAUCUGGCCCGCGCGAGGGCGCGACGAGACCACAUGGCCGCAACUUCCCCGAGAGGACACUCGUAUAGGAGGAAAUCGACUCCCUGCGUGUUGAUGGACUGCUCGGGGAGGCGAACGAGACCAGCCAGCGCUUCCCGGUCGCGCACUCUUUGGGCGAGCUGCAACUCCGGACUACAGUACUACUACGUACCUACACACUGGACGUAUAUGCAAGCGGAUGGAUUCCCUUCGCUUGUGGUGCAGUGUGCAGUAUGCAGUGCAGUGCUAUGCAGUGCUAUACAGUGCAGUGCAGUGCAGUGCAGUGCCAUGCAGAGAGAGGGCACUGCAGUGGAGCACUUGCGCUGCCUUGGUUGGAGGCAGCAGCAGGCGGCGGCCGUCGUCGCGAGUGUGGGUGUGGGUGUGGGUGUGGGUGUGCCUGUGGGUGUGGGUGUGCCUGUGCCUGUGCCUGUGCCUGUGUGGGCUUACGACGUAGUUAUUGACCAGGACAACCGCCAGGAGAGCAGCUCGACCCGGCUGGAGACGGCACUACGUAGGGGAUUAGGGACAGCGGAGGCCGGAGCGCGGAGGGCGGAGAGCGGAGCGCGGAGAGCGGAGAGCGGAGAGUGGAUCUCGACAUCGCCGAGACAGCGAUGCUGCUGGGCCAGCUCUGUACGGAUCGAGGAUUUGGCGGGUCGAGGCCCCCAUUGGCAAUCUGGAGCCCAGUUGGAGGAAGCAAAGGUGGCCGCAGGGCAGGUACCGCGACCGAGUUGCAAGUCGAAAAGAGAAGGAGCGGCUCUUGUUGAGACGAUUGUGGCCAUUCUCCAGUCUCGCUUCACUUGGUCGAUUGCGAGCGGAUGGUUGGAAUUCCCGCGCGUCACGGGACCCUCACUAGAGGGCCUGGAUGACAGCCGUGGUAGUACACGGACAGAACUCGUAUCUGAAGUAUCUAUUACGACACGACACCACACAGGUCGCCGAAUCCCGUCGCCUUCUCUCCCUCGACGGAGAACUCGGUCGGCUCUACCGUACGGCGCUAUUCGGCCCUGCCCUGCCCUGUCCUGCGCUGCUCUGCGCUGCGCUGCUCUGCCCGACCCUCCAAAAACCCCUCCUCCCCGCGUACGAGAGGGAAAGACGGAGAGAGCUGCUCCCCGCAAGCAAAGCGAGCAAGCAGUACCAGGCUCGGCACACAUCCGAUCACAUCCGCAGCCCGCAGCCCGCAACCCGCAACCCGCAUCCCCCACUUCACAACUCGAAUCUCUCAUCCUCACUCACCGUGGCGUCAACCUGGAUAUACCACCCGCCUGCUCGUCCCCGUCCCCGUCCAGUACUGCCAAACAAGAGGAGGAGGAUCCAUUCGGCUGGAGUCGCAAGGUGUGUGCUUUCCAGUCAACAGAGAUGUCGGGCGUGGCACAGUACGGGGAGCGCCAGGGACUGCGGCAGCGAGCCUUUGAACCUUCCGACACAAUGACAAUGAUGAGCAGCAAGCAAUAUGUCCAUGGACCGGCACAGGCACAGGCACAGGCACAGGCACAGGCUCAGGCACAGGCUCAGGCACAGGCUCAAUCUCAACCUACACCCUCUUCCGCAUCCUCUACAACAGAGCACGACUACCGCUUCCCACGCAGGCCCGCCACCUCCUUCUCGGACGAGCCCUUUGCCUCGGCCGCGACGGCGAACGCCUCGCUCAUACCCCCCACCCCCAGCGCUACCACUACAGACUCGAGCGUGAGUGAGCUGGAGAGUCUCGAUCUCUCGGCCGCCAGUAGCGCGCGCCAAGAGCUGCUGCGCGAGAGCUUCUUUCCGACCUGGAAUGAUGAUGCGGGCGACACUUCGCUCGACAGCCCCGACGAGAUGCAGAGGAAAGAUCCGCUCGCGACACAGAUAUGGCGCCUGUACAGCAAGACGAAGAAGCAAUUACCCAACUCGGAGCGCAUGGAGAACCUGACCUGGCGCAUGAUGGCGAUGAAUCUACGGAAAGCGAAGGAGCUGGAGGCGGCGGCGGCGGCAAGGUAUGCGAGCGAGAACCGCCGUGUCCACACCGACGGAGAGAUAGAUGGUCUAACAUCUGCUAUCAGGAACUCCCAGCAACAGCCGCAGACCCUGUCGGCGCCCAGUGGAAUCGCGCAGUUGAGGAACUGUUCGGGCCCGCCGGAUGCGGCGGAAGAACAACUCCCGCAGCUGGAUACGCCGAUGAACAUCGACGACUAUAUAUUCUCGGAUAAUAUCUCGACCCCAGCUGGUCUCGGCACGUCGCCUUCUCCCGGCGUACUGAAGGUAGAGGACAAGGAGAAGGAGCCUGGAAAGUCGUCCCAUGCUGUCGCCUCGGCCAUCCCCAUCAAGAUGCGCAAGGAGCCAGCGCAGUUUGCGAUCCCUCAAUCCGUACCGGUGCCUCGUCACCAGGACGAAUUUAACUAUGUUCAACGCCAUGUACGAAAGACGAGCAUAGAUGACAGACGCAACCGGAAACGUCCCGCCGAUUUCUCCCCCCACGUCCCAGCUGUCAACAGCAUCAUGAUCCCCAGCGAACCCAACCACGAGGAGGAGCUGCAUGAGUAUUCUCUCGAUCAACUCCACCCGCCUGACCUACAUCAUCCAUCCAACACGGGUGUCGCCUUUCAACUCGAUACCUUUAAUCUGGAGCACGAUCCCAUCAUUACCUCCGCCGGCCCUUUCCAGUCCAGCUUUCCCUUCUCGCCCGGACAGUCCCCCCUCGUGCAGCACGGUCCUUUCUCUGCCAUGUACAAUAAUCUCUCGAUGCCCUCGUCCUCGAUGAACUCGAAUAACUACUAUUCCCCCCCGGGAAGUGCUUAUCCAUCCGCCGUUUCGACGCCGCAGCCCAUCCCAGAGAACGAGCAAAUGUACCUCCAACAACAACAGCAGCAGCAACAACAACAGCAACAACAACAACAGCAGCAGCAGCAACAACAACAACAACAGCAGCAGCAGCAGCAGCAGCAGCAGCAGCAGCAACAGCAACAAAGUGGGAUGGAUAUGCGACAUCAGCGACUGCACGCAUUCAACCACGGCUCUUCCCACCUUGCCAAUGCCUUGGCUCCUCAAUACAUGUAUAAUGCCAAUGGAAGCUCGAUUUUCACUCAGGUCACGUCGGCUGGCCCUUCCAGCUCGUUUACUUCUCCGACCUCGUUCAGCAUGUCGCAACACAUAGAUCCUACGCAGGUCUUUCAGCCUGAUCAUCCCGCCCGCUCACCGGUUGUUCCCAUGGGCCAUGAGAACAUGUUCAGCUUCGGAGGCGACUCGGAUAACGAGGACGAGGAGGGGGCGGCUUUCGCUGAUAGGACGCUCAUGAUGCAACACGACUUUGCACAGUCGCCACUGGAUGACCCGAACAUGGAGAUGGGCCCCGGCGGACUGCAGUGGGAUGCUACUCUACCGGGACAAUUUAAUACGCAGGCGGCUCGGUAUCCGGGGGGGCUACCAAGGAAACAGGCUACGCUGGGAGGCACUGCCGAUAUGUCUUCGCCGCUGGACUGGGAUGGCUCGGGGGGCUCACUGGGGAGAUCGCACGGCUCUGCCCAGUCUGUCUCGGACAACAGAUCAAGGAGCGACAGAAGACAGAAGAUCCCGCGGAAUGCCUCGACACCGAACACCGCUCUGCUGGGACAGCGAAGCGGGAUGUUCGAGCAGCCAAUGGGACAAUCGAAUCCAAAUUCGCCGCCCGAGGGUAACAUGUCUGGUUUCUCUUCGGUGGCUCCUAGCCGGCCAUCUUCUCCUGGGGGCUCAAGACACGGCUCUUCGACCAACCUCGCUGGAGCUGCAGCGCAGGGCGAGAAUGGCGUUCCAACGACGUGCACCAACUGCUUCACGCAAACCACGCCACUCUGGAGGAGGAACCCGGAAGGCCACCCCCUGUGUAAUGCUUGUGGGCUGUUCUUGAAGCUUCACGGUGUCGUCCGGCCACUUUCGCUGAAAACGGAUGUUAUCAAGAAGCGAAAUCGAGGAUCAGGUGCUUCGCUGCCCAUUGGAGCCACGGCUGGUACGGCCAUGCGUGCCUCGAAGAAGGCUGGCAAUCCGACCUCGACAGGCGGAGCCGGCACUCGGAAGAAUUCGGUCGUAACUGUGUCGACGAGUGCAGCUCCUGCGACCCAAGUGACGACUCCAACGAGUGCGCCCGCGAGAAGCGUAAACGAAAGCCAGAGUCCGCCUUCGGUAUCUGGAUCCAACGGCGGGGGAAGCACGGUCGGUACACCAACGUCCUACCAUGGUUCCGCGGGAUCCUCUGCUGCUGCCAGUGGCGUCAGUGGAGGAAAGGGGGUUGUCCCCAUCGCCGCCGCUCCUCCCAAAGCGACUCCAGGCCCUGGAGCAGCCGCCUCGAGCACGCCACGAGCGAGUGUCGCCGUGGCUCCCAAACGCCAGCGCCGGCACAGCAAAUCUGUCAGCGCCGUCGAGAGUAUGGACGUUGACUCCCCAGAGAACUCCGCCGGCUCCAACGAGGCUGCGAAUUCUCUGGGUAUGAGCUUGGUGAACUCGGGGAGCAUGACGAAUAUUGGACUGGCGAACACCUUUGGCAUGACCACGAGACCGAUUGGCCCUGGUGGAAUGGCUGUGCCGGGCAUGAACGGCAUGAACGGAAUGGGGCCCCCGCCCGGCAUGGGGCCAGCAGGAGCUGGGGGCGCCGGCCCCCAGGAGUGGGAGUGGUUGACGAUGAGUCUGUGA
Messenger RNA from Drepanopeziza brunnea f. sp. 'multigermtubi' MB_m1, 6393 nucleotides. The record is from RefSeq and is a predicted model, not a curated record. Lineage: Eukaryota; Fungi; Ascomycota; Leotiomycetes; Helotiales; Drepanopezizaceae.